ACACACACACUGAAAUCCAAUCAAGCUUGUGGCAGUUACCUGAACUCAUGACUCAGUCCAUGUAUAAUUCAUUUGCUCAGUGAUCCACUCACUUAUAGAGAAGCAACCGGACUCCAGUGACCCGUCUGCAAAACCUCGGAGACCAUCGGCACUUCCAGCCUCACAAAGUCAGGUUUAACAGGUAAUGCUCAGGGAACAUGAGUGAACAAAGACAGCGAGCCCUGUCCACCUCAGGCGAGGCUCUGUACCAGGUGCUUGGCCUUGACAAGAACUGCACCCACGAUGACGUCAAGAAAUCAUACAGGAAGCUAGCUCUGAAGUAUCACCCAGACAAGAACCCGGAGAACCCUGAUGCUGCUGAGAAGUUCAAGGAGCUCAACAAUGCUCACUCCGUGCUCUCGGACGUCACAAAACGCAACAUUUAUGACAAAUAUGGCUCGUUGGGGCUCUACGUGGCCCAGCAGUUCGGAGAGGAGAAUGUGAACACUUAUUUCAUGCUCUCCAGUUGGUGGGCUAAGGGUCUGUUUGCCAUCUGCGGCUUGCUGACAGGCUGCUACUUCUGCUGCUGUCUGUGUUGCUGCUUCAACUGCUGCUGUGGGAAGUGUAAGCCCCGCACUCCUGGUGAGGAAGACCCUGAGUGCUACGUAUCUCCUGAAGACCUGGAGGAGCAGAUUCGCACUGACACAGAAAGGGAUGGUGACACUCCUGUAAUGCAUCAACCAUCUAAUGCGAGUGAGAAGACCCAGCUGAUUGGUGACGGACACCGGACAUACACCUGAGUCUUAAUAAACUGCACUUUCUUACUUUUCCUUUGAAUAGCCGUUGAAUAACUUAAUAAUAUCACACAUCUCACCCAUAACGUUAAGACUGGAAUGUAACUGGGAUGUACACACUCAAUGCACUUGCUAUAUAUUGAUGUGUCUUAAUCGUGGAGGUUUUUCAACCAUUGCUGUCUGUACA
Hemibagrus wyckioides is the source of this 960-nucleotide messenger RNA. It is a transcript of the gene dnajc5b, whose product is annotated as DnaJ (Hsp40) homolog, subfamily C, member 5 beta. NCBI's taxonomy places the organism in Eukaryota, Metazoa, Chordata, Actinopteri, Siluriformes, Bagridae. The coding region runs from base 198 to 779 and encodes 193 amino acids. The record is from RefSeq and is a predicted model, not a curated record. The transcript is spliced from 5 exons.